AUGUAUUUCUCACUAUUUUCAGUUUCUUAUUUAGUUAAAAAAUGCGAGCUCAAUUUCAAAGCAACACUCAAAAGGCCACUGGAGUAUAAUAGAGGGAUAAAAUCUGUUUCAGUUGGUCAACUCAAUAAUGACACAUGGAGUGACAUAGUGAUUGCGAAUCAUAUUGCAAGUAAUAUCGUUGUAUACAUCGGAUGCAACAAUGGUGCUUUCACGAAGCUGGCUGAAUAUUCGACGGGUAAAGACUCGUCUCCCUACGGUGUUGCUGUUGGUGAUCUUAAUAAUGAUCAACAUCAAGAUAUAGCAGUGGCGAACUUUGGUACUCACAGCAUCAGUAUUUUUCUCGGCUAUGGUAACGGAUCAUUUAAGACUCAACAUGAAAUUUCAACCGAUGCAUCUAGGCCUACUACGAUUACUUUAGCAGAUAUAAACAAUGACAGAUUACAUGAUAUGAUCACAAUCGACUAUGGUACUCAUGAUAUAUCUGUCUUCUACAGUCAAGGGGGUGGACAGAUUUACGAUUCCAACAGUUAUCCAACAGGAUAUGAUUCAUUUCCUUCAUCCUUAGCAACUGCAGACUUCGAUCUCGAUGGUCAUUUGGACAUUGCAGUCACCAACUUUGGUACGAAUAACAUUAUUAUAUUUUAUGGUACUCGAGAUGGUAAUUUCACAAAAAAUGUUAUCUUCUCCAUUAGCUCAGGUUGGAACCCGAUUUCGAUUGUAGCUGAAGAUCUGAACUACGAUCAUUUUCCAGAUAUAGUGCUCGCUGGGUACGGAGGGAAAGCCAUAAAGAUAUUCUUGAACUAUGGCCAUGGAUUAUUUACAAGACAUCGUACUUACACCACAAAUCUAUCUUCGCCAUAUUUCAUUGGGAUCGCUGACAUGAAUCAAGAUAAUCGACUUGAUAUAGUAGUCACAAAUCAAGGAUCCGAGAAUCUAAUGAUUUUUCUCGGUACGGGAGACGGAACUUUUGAAAAGUCUACAAUAUAUGAAACAGGUGCCACUUCCUCCAUCGCAUUCACAAUUACAGAUGUAAAUCAAGACAAGCGUCCUGAUAUCAUCAUACUCAAUAACGACACUGAUGCGAUCAACAUCUACUUUGGCUCAUUCGAAGGAUUCAGCGCCGCUUCAAAUUAUAGGGUUGGUUCUCAACCAUACUCUGUAGCUGUGGGUGACUUUAACAACAACACUCAUCUCGAUCUUGUCGUUGUUAAUAUAGGCAGCAAUGAUGUGAGUAUCCUUCUUGGAUGUGGAAAUGGAUCCUUUGCAACCCAAACCACGUAUUCAGUUGGCUUAGCAUCAUUCUCGGUAGCUGUGGAUGAGUUUAACAACGACAUUCAUCUCGAUAUUGUCGUCGCUAAUUAUGAAAGCAAUGAUGUGAGCAUCCUCCUGGGACAUGGAAAUGGAUCUUUUGCUCAUCAAACAACAUAUUCAGCUGGCUCCAACCCAGCAUCUGUAGCUGUAGGUUAUUUCAACAAUGACACUUAUCUUGAUAUCGUUGUUGCUAAUUGGAACAGCAAUGAUGUGAGUAUCCUUCUUGGAUACGGAAAUGGAUCUUUUACUACUCAAACAACGUAUUCAGCUGGUUACAACCCAACAUCUGUAGCCGUGGGUGAUUUUGACAACAACACCUGUCUCGAUAUUGUCGUCACCAAUUAUCAUAGUAACGGUGUGAGUGUCCUUCUUGGAUAUGGAAAUGGAUCUUUUGUCAGUCAAACUACUUCUUCAGCUAAUGCUCACCCAACAUUCGUAGCUCUAGGUGAUUUCAACAACGACACUCAUCUCGACAUUGUCGUCGCUAAUUAUGGAAGCAAUGAUGUGAGCGUUCUCCUGGGAUAUGGAAAUGCAUCAUUUGCUCGACAAACAACGUAUUCAGCUGGCUCCAAGCCAUCAUCUGUGGCUAUAGGUAACUUGAACAAUGACACUCAUCUUGGUAUCGUUGUUGCUAAUUGGAACAGCAAUGAUGUGAGUGUCCUCCUGGGAUAUGGAAAUGGAUCUUUUGCCAGUCAAAUCACGUAUUCAGCUGGUUACAACCCAACAUCUGUAGCUGUGGAUGACAUUAACAAUGACACUCAUCUCGAUCUUGUCGUGAUCAAUUACAAUAGCAAUGAUGUGAGUAUUCUUCUGGGAUAUGGAAAUGGAUCUUUUGCCAGUCAAAUCAUGUACUCAGUUGGCUUACGUCCAUUCUCGGUAGCUGUGGGCCAUUUCAACGAUGAUAUGUACCUCGAUAUCGUUGUUGGUAAUUAUUAUAGUAAUGAUGUAAGUGUGCUUAUGGGAUAUGGAAAUGGAUCUUUUGCGAGCAAAACCACAUAUUCAGCUGGUUCCCAACCAUGGUAUAUAGCUGUGACUGAUUUUAACAACGACACUCAUCUCGAUAUUGUCGUCGCUAACUCGCGUAACAAUGAUGUAAGUGUGCUUUUGGGAUAUGGAAAUGGGUCUUUUGCAAUUCAAAGCACAUAUUCAGUUGGUUACCAACCACAAUCUGUAGCUGUGGGUGAUUUUAACCAUGAUACUCACCUCGACAUUGUCACCGCCAAUUAUGGUAGCAAUGAUGUUAGUGUCCUUGUGGGAUAUGGAAAUGGUUCUUUUCCCAGACAAAGAACGUAUUUAACUGGCUCAAAGCCAUUAUCUGCAGCUGUGGGUGAUUUUAACAGCGACACUUACCUCGAUAUUGUCGUCGCCAAUUAUGAUAGCAACGAUGUGAGUAUUCUUUUGGGUUAUGGAAAUGGAUCCUUUGCAAUUCAAGCAACGUCUUCAGUUGGCCUAAAGCCAUUCUCGGUAGCUGUGGGUGAUUUCAACAACGACACGCACAUCGAUAUCGUUGUUGCUAAUUCGGAAAGCAACAAUGUAAGUUUUCUGUUGGGAAAUGAAAAUGGAUCUUUUGCAAAUCAAAUCAUGUAUUCAGUUGGCUCAAAGCCAUUAUUCGUAGCUGCCGGUGAUUUCAACAAUGAUACUCACCUUGAUACUUUUGUCGCUAACAAUGGUAGUAAUGAUGUGAGUGUAUUGUUGCAAUAUUCAAGAGGAUUUUUAAAACAUGAAACUACACUUUCUUCUGCACUUGGAUCGAAGCUGGGAUCUACAAUUGUUACAGACGUGAAUCAUGACCGUCUUGCAGACAUUGUCGUACCUAAUUAUGGCACCAGUGAUAUAUCAGUGCUGGUAGGAGAAGGUAGUGGCAAUUUUAGAACUCACAUUCUGAAAGCGAAUACAAGAUAUUCUCAUCCCUUAAGUAUCGCUAUAGGACAUUUCAACCACGAUCGAGAACUGGACAUUGCAGCGGUUUAUAUAAAAUCCAAAAACGCUCGUAUUUUCCUUGGUAACGAUACAGAUAUUUUUGAAUCGCAAGAAAGUGAUAGUAUUCGAUUCGAAUUCCCACCAUUCGUAAUCGCUCAUGGUGAUUUUAAUAAUGAUGAUGUUGAUGAAAUUAUUGUUGCAUAUGAAGAGCAUGACUUUAUAGAUAUUCUCACAACAUUUCAAAACUUUUCCGUGGCGAUUCAAACCAAGUAUUCAGUUGGUAUUGGACCAAUAUUUGUAGCUGUAGCUAUAAAUGAUUUGAAUAACGAUAGACGACAAGAUAUUGUUGUCGCUAAUUACAAGUCGGGCACUAUCAAUAUUUUUAUGGGAAACAUUAAUGGAUCAUUCUUAAAUCAAACAUUACUUCGAACAGGCGAUGGUUCCAUACUUGUUUCUGUCGCUCUGGUGGAUUUUAACAACGAUACAAUCAUUGAUAUAAUAGUCGCUGAUCAAAAUACAAAUAGUGUUGGAAUUUUUCUCGGAUAUGAUAGUGGAACAUUUUCUACAAUGAUUUCAUUCCUAGUUGGUUACGGUUCUGAUCCAUUCUCUGUAGGCGUUGGUGAUUUUAAUAAUGACGCGAGAGUUGAUUUUGUUGUAGCAAAUGGUGGUACUGAUAGCUUAUCUAUUUAUUUACAAACUUGUUAA
Molecule: messenger RNA, 3936 nt
Organism: Rotaria sp. Silwood2
Lineage: Eukaryota; Metazoa; Rotifera; Eurotatoria; Philodinida; Philodinidae
Source: the annotation of a GenBank genome assembly